CCAGUAACAUUUUCAUCCCCAUCUUCUCCCAGUUUAUCAUCCUCUUGCCUUUACAAAUUUGGAUGAGAUUAAAAGCCGGAGAAAAACAAAAAAAUUGAUCUCUUCAGUCAGAUCAGAAAGAGACAUGGAGAGUUGUUGGUUGAAUUAUAAGAAUCACUGUGGUACUGUUUGUUUGUUUGCUGAUUAACCGAAAGUAUAAUUAAUUGUAAAAGGAGCCACUUUUAACCCACAAAUUGUCAAGUUGUUACCAAAAAUUUUGACCAUAAGAUAAAAACAACAGCCUGAAGUGUGAACAAGUGAAAAUUGGCGCAACCAGAGACUAGUUGUUAUGCCAUGUCUAAACAGUUAAUUUUUGCUAUUCAUAUGAUUUUCUUCUUAAAUUACAACUGUUUAAGAGUCCCUUGUUAGUCAAUAUCAUAUAUUAACAAACAGUAACAACAAUAAUCACCAAAUUCACACCCAAACAACCAAGAAUAUUUUAAAUUCAAGUGUGAGGCUUCAUCAAAAACCAUACCAAGUAUAAAACGGUUAUAAUACGAUUGAAAGUGCAACGUUUGUCUCUCUCUCUCUCUCUGCUUCUUUCUAUCUCUUUCUGUUUCUGUUUCAACAAAAGAAACCCUUUUUUGUCAUGCCUUGAAUUGAGUUUCUCAUUGCUAUUGUGAUUAAUAUUAUUAUCAUUUCUAUUAUUAGUAAUUUACUGUUGAUAAUUUAUAUCAUCAUUUAUUUAAAUUAUUAUUAAUACUACAGUUUUUAUUUAUAUUUAACCUAUGUGAUUACCUCUCAAUCAGCGUAAAUGUAUACAUAAAUUGAACAUAUACGAUAACAACUCCAAUCGUUUUUUGUCCUCUUUACUUUUAACUUUCAAUCUCUAUGAUUUUGUAUUCCUUUUUUUAUUAUUGAUUUAUAAUUAUUUUUCUUGUAAUUAAGUGUUCCUGUGGGUGAUGAAAGUACAUUCUUGGAUUCACUAUUAAUCACCAUUUUCCAUCUCACCGUACAAUCACCAUUUGAUGUAACCAAUGUAGCUGUAAAUCAUCACUUCCAAACUCCACACACACACACAUUGGAUGAGCUUGUAGAGAAAGGAAUACUUCACAUCUCAUCUUCUGUUUUUAUUUCAAUCACCACUAGUUUUAACAGACUAAACCUUCAUUAUGAUUGUUGAUAAUCUACUCAAAUAUCUAUAAGUUCAUGGAAAUUAUUAAUAUCUGAAUGUGUGCUAAUAUUACGAGACAAAAAAUAGUUAAACGAAUGGUCAAUUAUACCUCCAGUUUUACCUCCAAGUAUAUCUUUGGUUAUUGCUUCGGUUGUUUCUUCAAUUGUAAUAAAUUUACCGUUUGAUGGACAUAUUUGUACCAAUCCCUGUUUUACUGGCUGUAUGUUUAUUGUGUGAUUAGUGCCAUCCUAGUUAUAUUGAUUAAUUGUUGUAAUAAUUAUAAAGAUACACUCCAAGUUUAACUUCAUAUUGGAUAUCAUGAUAAUUGUUAAUGGAUUACAAGACUGUUCUAGCUGCAAGAUUAUUAGCCAUCAUUAUCAACUGCAGAGGUGGAAAUUUGCAUCAAAAUAUCAAUAUAACUGGAUUAAAAGGGAAUAUGCUCAUCAAAUUUGAACCAGGCAAUAAUUUAAAAUUUUUUGGAUUGUAUUAAUUUUUCCUUUUUGGUGUCAAAUUUCAACAAUAUAAUGGUGGUGAGAUUAUCUCUAACUCAUGGUCCAAGCAACUAAAAAGCCAAACAAUAAUUCAUCGCCGUCAACUAGCAAUUUGUUAAUUUCAAUUUUUGCCAUUUACCAUUCACUUUACCCUUUUACAUCCCUAUCCUCAUCAAUAUCGCCCACAAUUUCCCUUUUUUACCCUCCUCAUAGCCUUACAUGCACCCAACUUCCAUCUCACAACCUCCAUCGACCCGAGGAAGCCCAAUUGCUCGUAAUUUAAAUUCACCCACAUCAAUCAACAUUAGAAGAGGACGCAAUACCUACGGGAUCAGUCGAUCCAGCAACAAUAGUCCACUAACCGUUCCAGGUGGCUUAGCGGAUCCCCAUAGUGUACCUCAUUCACUGAGUACCUCUUCAGCCUACGGUCACGGGUUUCCCUAUUACGACGAUCCAGGAUCUCCUAUUGUCAUGGACACUCGACCUCAGACAGCAAUGAUGCAUGGAACCACAUCAGGCUCUGGUCGACCCGGCCGUUCAGGUCGGGUUCCAUUACGAUCAUCAUAUUCCCUGGAAAGAGAUCCAUUAAUGGACCGUGGUGGGGUUCCUGGUGAUCCAUAUUUAUCCCGUGAUCCAAGAGAGCGAUCACUUGAUAGGUUAGACAUGACAACAAGACAUUCGCGAACCCGUGAACGAUCCCUGGAUCGUUCAGUCUACCUGAGAGAUGAUCCAGUAAGCUAUCGUGAUCGAUCAGAUGCUUUACUAGAUGAUCCAUACCGUGAUGGUCCCAGUGCUCGGUCAAUGGGAAUGUCUGGUCAUACAGUUGGUUUUGCUGAUCCAGCAUCAACCAAUCCCGCUUAUUCACGCGAUUCAUACAUCAUGGAGCUACAGGCUCGUCUCAAUGAACUUCAAAGUCAAUAUUCAUGUCUUAAGCGGGAAUUAGAUGCAACUACUCAAAAAUUAGGAUCUUCAAUGCAUUCAAUCAAAACCUUUUGGUCACCUGAAUUGAAAAAGGAAAGAGCUCUGAGGAAGGAAGAGGCUGCUAAAUAUGCACUGUUAAAUGAUCAAUUAAAGAUACUCCGUUCAGAGAAUCAGAAGCAAACUGCUUUAAUACGCCAAUUGGAAGAGGAAUUGAGAUUGACUCACAUGAGGAAUCCUGAUCAAGAAGUUCAACAACACAUGGAAGCUCUUUACAACGAAAAGGAACACAUGUCUAAAGAAAUUUAUCUUCUCAGGGAAACAAUCAAGGAACUUGAAUUGCGAAUUGAAACUCAAAAGCAAACUCUUUCUGCUCGCGAUGAGAGCAUUAAAAAGCUAAUGGAAGCAAUGUCAAGUAAAGGAUUAACUGGUAAAAUGUACGAAGAAGAAAGAAUUGAAAUGGAAAGGUUGAAAACACGAAAUAUUGAAUUAGAAACUCGAAUGAGACAUUUGGAAACAAUGUUGGAAUCGAAGGAGAAGGAAAUUCUCAAGAUUGAGGAAAUGCGUAUGGAAUUGAAUAAGAAAGAUCAAGAAAUCUUGGCGAUGGGGGCAAAGAUGAAGACUCUUGAAGAGCAACAUCAAGAUUAUCAACGACACAUUGCUGUUCUCAAGGAAUCAUUAUGUGCCAAAGAGGAACAUUAUAAUAUGCUUCAAUCUGAUGUUGAAGAAUUAAGAAUGAGAUUGGAAGAAAAGAACAAAUUAAUUGAAAAGAAAACUCAACAUGCAAUGGCAACUAGUCAGGAUCGUAAUAAAUUGAAUCAAGAACUUCAAGAGCUUCGUGAUCACCUUGAUAUAAAAGAUCGUAAAAUCAAUGUAUUAUUACGAAAGAUUGAAAAUUUGGAAGAUCUGUUGAAAGAAAAGGAUAAUCAACUUGAUAUUGCUCGUAAUCGUCUUUCAUCAAUGCAAGCUCACCAUUCAACGUCUGAAGGUACUUUGACAAGCCUGGAGGAAGCAAUUAGUGACAAAGAUAAACAGAUAACACAAUUGAAGGAACAACGAGAUAGAGCUGAAUCGGAAAGGAACGAGGAAAGGGAAUUGCAUGAGAGAGAGAUUGCUGAACAUAAAAUGAAAUUGCAUGCUAUUGAAGCAGAAAUGGAUAAACUGCAGGUGAGACUGGAAAAAGCUGCUGCCGAAAAGGAUAGAAUUGAAAUUAAGUUGGAGACUUCACAGUCGGAACUAGGAAAAGCAAGAGCUGAACUUGACAAAUUACAAACUGAAAUGUAUCGGCAAACAAGCGACUGGGAGAGAGCAAGGACUGAAAAUGCUCGACUCAUCUUGGAAAAUGAAAGACUCCGUUCAGAAACUGAAAAACUUGGUCGCGAUGUAGAUCGAACCUCUUCAUCAAUAUACUCAAGCCCUUACCGAGACCGGGACCGUGAAAGAGAACGAGAUAGAGACCGAGAUCGAGAUCGUGAUCGCGAACGUGAUAGAGAUCGGGACCGAGACAGAGAUCGUGAUAGAGACCGAGACUGGGACAGAGAUCGAGAUCGAGACACAACAUCCCUUAGGAUGAGCAAAGCUAGUGAACUGGAGAUUGAAAAAUUAACUGAGCAAUUGGAAAAAACUAAAAGUGAUUUAAGAAGAGCUCAAGCCGAGCUUCGAAUGAAUCAAGCUGAACAAGAUCGAUCUCGAGCUGAUAUGGAUCAGUUGCAAGAAAAAUUGGAAAAAUCUCAAGGAGAAAUAUACAGAUUGAAAGCUAAAUUGGAAAACGCUCAAUCAGAAAGAGAAUCUAUACAAGAAGAACAUGAAAAGAUACAGUCACUUAUUGCUCGAUGUCAAAUUGAACGAGAUAAUGCUCAUUCGGAGGCUGAUAAAGUAAGAAGUGACAUGGAGAGGAUUCAAUCAACUUUAGGAAAGACUCAAUUACAAUAUGAGAAAGCACAAGCUUCAUUGGAUAAAAGUCAAGCUGAAUAUGAUCGGUUGCAAGAAAAGUAUGACAAGGUUAAUAAUGAACUUCGUCGAUUAACCAGUGAUCGUGAUAGAUAUCAAAGUGAAGUUGAAUCCUUGAGGUUACAUUAUGGUGACGUCGAUAAUAAGUUACAGAAACUUCAAUUGGAAAGAGAAACAUCUAUGGUUGAACUCGAAAAAUUGAAAGAAAAAUAUGAUCGUACUACAAGUCAAAUGAAUCGAUAUUUGAAGGAAAAAGAACAAGCGAUCCAGGAGUGGGAAAUAUUGAAAGAGAAAUUUGAUUCACUUCAAUCACAAUUAACUCGCUACCAGAAAGAAAAAGAAUCAGCUCAACGUGAGGUUGAAUUAACACGGGAGAGACUCGAAAAGGCUCAGCACCAGGUGGAAAGAUAUCAACGUGAGCAUCAAACAGUUGAAACUGAAGUUACUCUUCUUCGUGAAAAGAUGGAGAAACUGUCAACUCAACUACAGAAGGCCCAAGAAGAUAAAGAGAUCGGUAAAGUUGAACAUGAAAUGAUGAUGGAAAAAAUUGAGAAAGCUCAAGGAGAAGUUAUCAAAUUACAAGCUCGUUUGGACCAAUCCCAAUCAGAAGUUAGCCGAUUAACAAUUGAAUGUGACAAGGCAAAAGCAGCAGCAAGUACCGUUAAAGAGGAACACAAGAAAGCUCAAAAUGAAUUUGAAGGUCUCCAGGAAAUAUAUGCAAGAACUAAUAGUCAACUCAUGAGAAGUAAAGAAAUGGAAGAAAAGUUAAAGACUGAAGUGGAAAAAUUGACCGCUGACUUGGAAGUUUUAAGAGAGAGAUAUGAUAAAUCUCAAGAACAGGUUCGUAAAUUGACUUUGGAACGUGAUAAAGCAGUAACCGAAGCUGACAGGAUGGCUCUGGAAAUGAACCGAAUUCAAACACAAGUUGGUAAAACUCAAACCACUCAUGAAAAGCAUCAAGAGGAAAUAGUUCGUCUUCAAGUUGAAACAGAAAAGGCUUAUGAAAAAAUUGAGCGGGCACAAGCCGAUUUAAGGAAAGCUCAAGCUGAAAAGGACAACAUUUUAGCAGAGAAAGAGCGUCUUGCAGCUGAUCUUGAAAGGUAUCAAAGUCAGACCAGUAAAUACCAAUCAGCUCAUGAAAAGUUUCAAUACGAGUUUGAUCGUAUUAGUGUUGAACUUGACCGAAUCCGAGAUAAAUAUGAAAAAUGUAAAGCAGAUUUGGAUCGUAGCAAUAAUGAAAAGGAGAAAAUGAUGAUUGACAUUCAACGGGCUCAAGCUGAAGUUGAAUCUGUUCAAAAAGAACGUGAUUGUUGUUUAAGAGAAAUUGAUAAUCUAAAAUUGGAUUUGAAACAAUUAAGAGAACGAACUACAGCUCAAGCAGCAAGUUCGUCAACAGCCGGAUCAACAGCCAAAAGUGAGACAAUGCAACAGCUCAAUGAGCUUAGAGAAAAGCAUAAAAUUGAUAUUGAAAUGCUACAAAAGGAGCUUGAUAAUGCGCGCUCUAGACUCGAAAAAUACAAAGCUGCCGAAACAAAACAAAAACAAGAAAUUGAAAGAGCAAUCAUCGAAUUCGAAAAGAUUCGUGAUAAAAUGGAACGUAACCAAGCCGAAUUAACUAAAGUACAACGGGAAAGAGACAGUUUAACGGAACAAGUCAAAUCUUUACAAAAUGCUUUAGCUACAGCUAAGUCAACUUUAGCAUCGAACCAACAGCAAACAAAAACAAAUCAACAACAAGCAAACCAACAGCAAGUUGAAGUUGGAACUGCCGAAGUUUCCAGAUUAAAACAACUUUUAUCUAAAUCAGAAGAUGAUUUACAGCGAACUCUAGCAGAGAAUAAUCGUCUCAAGAUGGAAGUAGAAAGACUUCGCCAAGAUUUAGAUGAUGCUGAAGGAUACAUUCAAAAGAUAUCAGAAGGUCAAGAAGUUCGAAUGCAAAGUGAAUUUAAAAAAUUAAAGGAUCAACUUGAGAAAUCUGAAGCUUCAUUAGCUGCUGUAAUGAAGGAAAGAGAUUCACUUCAUAUUGAAUUACAAGAGCUUGCUGAUGCCUAUGAGUCAUUAGAAAAGGAAAAAGGCACUCCUUCUGGUUUACCAAAGGCUGAGGUUGAUCGAUAUAACAGUCAAAUUGCUGGUUUACAAGCAGAGAUGAAAAAAAUGGAAGCCUCAUGCAGGAAAUAUGAGACUGAGAAUAAAGAAUUGCGAAGUAAACUGGAAAAAUCAUUGGAAGCAAUAACAGCUUUCCAAAAGCAAGUCGAUCUAUCAAAACAGGAGAUUAAUAAAUUAUCUGAACAGUCGAGACUAUUGAAGAAUGAAAAUUCCAAAUUGAUUGGUCAACUUCAACAAUCGCAUCAACAAUUACAGUCUGCAAAUGCAGCGGUUGCUGCUGCCAACAGCAAAGGACCAGAUCCGAAGAUUGGGGAAGAAGUGAAUAAAUUAAAAGGUGAAUUAGAGAGACAACGAAAUGAAACACAGAAAUGGAUGCAAGAAGCUACCCAAUUAAGGAAACAAUUAGACCGAGCGCAAGAAGAAAUGAAGACAUUCAAGCAAGAAAGAGAUCGCUUACAAGAUCAGCUCGAGAAAUUAAUCAACGAGUUGGAAGCCAAAGAGAGAGGCUUACAACAGGCAAAGCAACAACAACAAAAAGGAAUGCAACAAUUAACUGCCCAACAACAACAGCAACAGCAACAAUUACAACAACAAAGUACCGAACUGGCCGCAAUGAAAAAAUCGUUGGAUGAACGAGCUCGAGGCUUACAAGAGAUGGAACAAAAACUGUCUAAAAGAAAAGCUGAACUCGAUCAAAUGGAGAAACAGCUUGAAGUCGCAAUGAAACAAUCAGCUCAACAACAACAGCAACAAGGCCAACAAGCUAACGCUGCUCAAGCUAAUAAUGACAAGAUGUUAGCUGAAAUGAAAAAGAAAAUGGAAGCCAUUGAAUCUGAAAAGUCUAAAUUAUUAAAUGAACUGAAAAAGACCAAAGAAGAAGCCAAUCAAACUCAAACUGAACUUGAAAGAUUAUUACAAAUUAUGAAAGCUUCCGAGGAAGAAAAGUUUGCUCUUAACAAACAAGUUCAAGAUUUACAAACUGCUCUGAAGACAACUCAAAGUGCUGUUCAACAACGGCGUCCGCCUGGACCACCAGGAGAAGGUCAAGGACAUGGUGGCGAUCCUUCUAAAGCUGGUCAACAGGCUGGUCCUGCUAGCUUUUUUUCUAGUUUUUUUUAACUACAAAUUGAAAUUAGAGUUAACUAAUUAUAGAAACCCUGGCGGUCUCGAAAAUUUCAACUAUGGGGAGAAUCAAGUUCAAUUUACGAUUUAUGGUUGAUUGUCAAUUGGCUGGUUGAUUCUUGAUUUUGCCUGCCAAUUUUGGCUUUUGGUCAACCUUUUGAUCUCCUCAUCUAUAUCCUUGUCUUUCUGGUUGACUGUGUGACCAUUGUUCAAUCAUCUUCACCUUCACCUCAUCUAGUCAUCAUUUUACAUUAUUCAUCUCAAAAGCAACUUUUGGUCACCACCAAGCGAAUCACUAAACUGUUUAUCAUCAUUAAUUUUUUCGUGAUUGACACCAUCACUAUCAUCAACUUGAUGCAUGGAAGGCACCCAAAACAUACACAAUACACAUUCAUUCACACAAGAAAAUUAAUCAUUCACAUUGAUCAACAGAGCACAUUCCAAUGCAAAACAAAAGUUAACCAAACUUUAAACAAUUAGCCCUUUGCUUCGAUUAAUUGACCAAAAUCCAAUGAACCUGUCAAUUGGAUUAUGAUUGAUACUUUUUAGAUGACAGAUCCUUAAAUGUGUCUGUCAACAAUUUUAGGUGAAAAUAACAAGCUUAACAAAACUCAUUUGAAAAGACCUAACCAAGUGAAGAUUGCAAGCAAAUAAUCAAACCAAAACUUGUCCGUGUUAAAUUGCUCGUUGCUUGUUUCUUGAUGAAAUGACAAACAUAUCAGUGAAGACUGAAUAAAAUAUAUGAAAAUUAUAAUUUGUUUAGUCAGCAAAUCUAUUAAUCUGUUUGGAUGUGCAGGAAUCACUCAAGAAUCAACGAAAGCUGGCCAGAUUUGGAUACAAUCAGAAGUAAAACUCAAAAAGCUAGAUGAUUUUGUGCAUUGAACAUUUUCGGUAUUUUUCCUUUAAAAUCAAAUCUUUAUUUGAUUAAUCUUGAAAUGCUCUUAUACACUUUUUAUCCUGUGGAAACAAUUGCAAUGAAAGUUAACAUCAUCAUCAUCACCGCCAUCAUACAAAUGCAUCAUUAUUUAAUUUCAUCCAUGGUUCCAUCGCUUUCAUCAAAAUAGAGCGAAUUGGCUCUGGUCUUCCGAGUACCAAGAAAAUUCCAAUUGAUUAAAGAAAAAAAAAGAAACUUGAUGUUAAAUUAGCCAGCGGGUUUGGCGGUUUUUAUUGUCACCAUGUUAAUCAUACUCAUCACCGUUAACUCAAAUCAUUGAAACAUUACCAAACUAAAGCAAAAUCAAUAGAUUGGGCAAAAACCAACCUAGAAAGAUAAUAAUCGCCUUACCUGUUAAACAAAAAAAUACAACACAAUAAAAGCAAACAUAAAGAAAUCAAUUAAACUGCCAUUUACAAAACCAAAUUGUUGACUAUUUCUGCUCUUGAUUUGCUUCGUAAAUAAUGGAUACUUUGAGCAAUCAACUG
Tetranychus urticae (two-spotted spider mite) is the source of this 9162-nucleotide messenger RNA. RefSeq names its product ELKS/RAB6-interacting/CAST family member bruchpilot (gene brp). Gene Ontology annotation, molecular function: structural constituent of presynaptic active zone. NCBI's taxonomy places the organism in Eukaryota, Metazoa, Arthropoda, Arachnida, Trombidiformes, Tetranychidae. The record is from RefSeq and is a predicted model, not a curated record. Gene Ontology annotation, cellular component: cytoskeleton of presynaptic active zone. Gene Ontology annotation, biological process: neuromuscular synaptic transmission; regulation of synaptic plasticity; maintenance of presynaptic active zone structure.